AUGGCUGACACCAAAUUUCAUCCUGCUUUGGCUGUCUCCAAUAUCAAGAAUCACAUUCCCAUUAUUCUUGAGAUGGAAACGGAUCAUUAUUCGGCCUGGGCCGAGCUAUCCAAGUUGCACACCCGCUCUCACCGUGUUCUUUCUCACAUACUACCUACGGGAAAGGAACCGGUACCUUCGACGGACGAUGAAAUCGAACUAUGGUCCACCUUGGAUGCCGUCGUGCUUCAAUGGAUUUAUGCCACCAUAUCCACUGACCUCUUGCAUACGAUCAUCGAGGAAGACAUAUCGGCGAAGGAAGUAUGGGAUCGUUUGCGGAAUAUUUUCCAGGAUAACAAAAACUCCCGUGUGGUGGCUCUUGAGCACGAUUUCUCUCACGUGAAAAUGAGGGAUUUCCCGAACGCCUCUGCAUAUUGCCAGCGUUUGAAAACCUUGGCUGACCAACUGAAAAGUGUCGGCGCUCCGGUGACUGAUAACCGGCUGGUCCUCCAAUUGGUGGCGGGCCUCACCGAGGCAUACAAGUAUGUGGGCACCCAGAUACGGCAGAGCAAAACCUUUGCCCCCCUUUCCUGA
Spinacia oleracea (spinach) is the source of this 573-nucleotide messenger RNA. RefSeq lists its product as uncharacterized. The transcript has a single exon. Lineage: Eukaryota; Viridiplantae; Streptophyta; Magnoliopsida; Caryophyllales; Amaranthaceae. The record is from RefSeq and is a predicted model, not a curated record. Bases 1 to 573 code for a protein of 190 amino acids.